Molecule: messenger RNA, 1498 nt
Organism: Uloborus diversus
Lineage: Eukaryota; Metazoa; Arthropoda; Arachnida; Araneae; Uloboridae
Gene: Cpes
Product: ceramide phosphoethanolamine synthase-like
Exons: 7
Coding region: 240-1298 (352 amino acids)
Biological process (GO): phospholipid biosynthetic process
Cellular component (GO): membrane
Molecular function (GO): phosphotransferase activity, for other substituted phosphate groups
Source: RefSeq, a predicted model, not a curated record
AGGCUCUCUCUCUCUCUCUCUCCCCCCGCGAAGCCAGAAGAAAAUAAACAAACAGCGCCUCCCCGGCACGUGAUACUUGUUUGCAAUUGGAAGAGGAGUCAAACGAUUUUUUUUAUUCUUCAAGUUUCUGUUGCAGAAACGGUCAAGAGUUUUUCAAGAGUUGUUUGGAUUCGUUGAAGAGUGGGAAAGGGAGAAAGGACAUUUUCUGGAGCAUGGUGCGUCAGUGCUGACAUUUUACAAUGUUUGACCACAGGGCAACCAUCGUCAUCAGCCUUUCACUUCUCUUCUACUUCCUAUGGAUGGACGUGGCCCUCUUCUACCAUGUCCACGAGCAACGCCCCCGAACAACGCCCUCCUCCGAUGCCACGCCUCCUUCUUCCUCAAUUCCAUCUGCAACUCAACUCAUCUCCCCAUUCACCGGUCUCUCCGUGAAGAUGAUGAUGAUGGACCCGGUCAAUAACUACAUCUUCACUCCAGCAGCCCACAUUUUCAACGAGGUGACGAAUUUCAGUCAUGUUUUCUACUUCGUCACGCCCAACAUGGUGAGCUUCUUGGGCCUGAUGUUCGCCUUGGGGGCAGGCAAGUGCAUGGCCAUGGAUUCACGGCCAUUCCAUCUGUUGGCUCUGUUCCUGUUCCAGAUGCGAACCUUUUUCGAUGCUCUCGAUGGCAUCGUGGCACGAACAAGAAUGGGAAUGAUUCAACACGUGUCACUGCGCAACACCAGCGGGUACGUCGUAGAUGGCGUGGCUGACGCCAUCGGGUUUGCAGCUUUUCUCAUAGGUUGCUUCCAGGUACUCCGAAGCUCCAUGGCCAAACACAAGUAUUACCUCCCCGUGAGUGCCCAUGAAGUGUGCCGGGAAUGCAAAGAGGGCGUGGCUCUACCAGUCCUAUCUUCCAACUGUACCAGUGUACCGGCGACGAACGGGGGUGCCGGACAGCGCCGUGUAUUCCUGGUCGUUCUAUGCUUUGGCCUGCAGCUAGCCGUUGGUGCCUUCUUUUGGGACCACUACAUCAAUGCCUACCACAACCUGUUGGAAUCAUCCGCACCCACAGAUGCACAGACGAUUGCUCAAAGCGAAGUGCUGAAGUCGUCGAUCACGUGGGUCCUGAUGUGGUUCUGGCGGAUGUCUAAUGCACACACCUUCAUACAGAUGCUUUUAUUCGCCAUAUACAUCAACAAGAUGUGGGAAUUUCUAUGUUGGAUACAAUUUGUGGGUUUUGUACAAGUUUUCACCUUGGCUUUUUUUACGGAAAUGCACCUCUGCACAGUACGAGGAUACAUCCUUAGCCUAUCAUGAAGAGAAAAGGCUUCAGAUCUUCUGUUUUCCAUGUGUACAUAAACUAAAGACAGCCUAAAUUGACUAUCAAAAGAAGACUUGCGGAUAGCUCAAGAAAUCAGAACUUGUACAUAGAUGUCGACAUUUUAUAUGCUUCACAAUGAAAAUACUUUAUUUUUAUGUGUUUGAAUUUUUUCAGGGAAAUAGAAAAUACGUGAAAA